Camelus dromedarius (Arabian camel) is the source of this 1173-nucleotide messenger RNA. It is a transcript of the gene SPESP1, whose product is annotated as sperm equatorial segment protein 1. The transcript is spliced from 2 exons. Lineage: Eukaryota; Metazoa; Chordata; Mammalia; Artiodactyla; Camelidae. Gene Ontology annotation, biological process: fusion of sperm to egg plasma membrane involved in single fertilization; acrosome reaction. Bases 85 to 1173 code for a protein of 362 amino acids. The record is from RefSeq and is a predicted model, not a curated record. Gene Ontology annotation, cellular component: acrosomal vesicle.
GCCGCCGACGCCGUUCCCUUCCGGCCUGAGGUCCCCGCCUGGUGGCCCAGGACGUUCCCGACGCAUGGCGGUGUGCUGUGGACGAUGCCCAUGAAGUGCUUCGUCCUGCUGGUUGCGCUGUUGGUAUGGCCUUCAUCCGCGCCGGCGUACCCGAGACUAACUGUGAUGCCUGACGAAGAACAAAACUUGAAUCAUUACGUGCAAGUUUUACAGAACCUAAUACUAAGUGUUCCCACCAAGGGGCCAGGUCAUCAGAGAAAAUCAAAGACUCCAAGUAAUGUUAAUUCUGCAGCAUCGAGAGUAUCAAAGUUUAAGGAGGUGAAGUCGCACGAUGAAGCCACAGCUGAGAACGAUGUGUUGAUCAGUCCUGUCACUGACGAAACUACAACUUUCCCUACCAGGGGCUUCACGCUGGAAGUAGAGAGGGAAAAACACACUAAAAGCACAGCGUUCUGGUCAAUUAAGCCAAAUAACAUUUCUGUUGUUUUACAUGCGAAAGAACCUUACAUUGAAAAAGAAGAGCCGGAGCCGGAGCCGGAGCUGCCUGUAAGACAGACUGAGGCACCGAAGCCAGUGCCAAAUGCCACCGAACUGCCCACAAGGGAGAACACCGUCGUGGACACCGCCACAGAGCUGGAGGACGUUCCUCAGCUCUCGGGAGACUACGAAGCGGAACAGUCUGAAGCACUGACGUUUGAAGAACACCCACAGGAUUUGUAUAAUGAACGCAUCCUGAAAAAAAUUUCAGAUAUCAGUGCGCAGGUGCAGCGGGUGCCUCUUCCUGAGAGCCUCAAGCCAGAAUACAGAGCGGACAUCGAAGCUGCCAAAGAGCACCUCAAACGGAGCCUUGCUCUGGCAGCCGCAGCAGAGCAUAAAGUGGAGAAGAUGUACAAAUCUCAGAUGUUACCGCUAGGGCGGAGCAGCGGGGGGGCCGACGACGUUGAAACUGUUAUUAACGUGCUGUAUAAUUCUAGAUCUAGGCUACCUGAAUAUUUCAAUAUUAGGUAUGUUCCGCCAGGGAUGAGAGCAAAAGCUACUAUAGUAUCCAACACAUUGAGAAAAAUACUUUGUGUAAGUCUAGGGGAAACGGAAAACCUUAUUAGGAAGCUAUUAAACAAUAACAUAAAAAUGUUAAACCUACUUAAUACCCACGACAAAGCUGACUUAGGCUGA